UAUGGUGCCAACUACAGAUAUAGUGGAUGGGAUGGUACAAACAAACUGCCAGUGCCUAAUUAAGCAGAAUAUGACAAGCAUAUGAUUGUGAUAUGGUAAUUCAUAUCUUUGGAUGCUCUCUUUUAGGCCGAGUGAGAAUUGAGUAUAAAGUAGUAGUUAAGUAAACAGCAUUUGUCUGCUAGUGUCACAAGGUUUGUUGCCAGUGCUAUACCAUUAUUACACUUUAAUAUUUCCCAGUACUUGAUUUGCUCGAGUUAGGUUACCAUCCAAUAUUUUUAUCCAUUGCUAGAGACAAGUUCCCAUCAAAUUCUGAUACUUGUGUACAUAUUGAGCAUGACUGUAUGAAAUAUGUUAAAUCUUAAUAAAAGAUCUACCUUAAAUAAUGUUUACGCUUACUGUCUUUCAUGAUCUGAAACUACUUUGAAGAACCAUACUCGAUAUCAGUCUUAAGGUCAGUAUUAGUACAGGACUCGAGGGCAGACAUGACAUCCCAGAGAUUAAAGGUAUGUGACUGAGAAAUUUCAGCCUUGAUAUCUCUUACUUCGCAAUUUAAGUGCCAUUGCAUUUGGAAGAAUACACUAGUAACUACACAGAAGAUUCUCACGUGAUUGGUUUUUGUUUUAGUUGUAGUUCUUGUUAGUGGUAGUCUUCUUUGCACAUUCUUUCACACGACACUUGGCGAUUACUGCAUCAAUCUACUAAAAUCGCUUUGCUGGUACUCGAAAGCUGUGCUGUUUUUGUCUGCAUAGUCUGGUCUCUCAAUGCUGUCGAAAUAGCAAGUGCAGAAAGCACUCACGGGUGCAUCACAUGCAGAUAUAGCAUGGGUCCUCAGCCAUACAUCUUUUAACUUCACCAGAUUCCAACUUCCCUUUCUGUUGCCACAACAUGCUUAUAGGAAAAAGGUAGCCUAGACAAAACCGUGUACUAGUAACACAACAACAACUAGGAGCAACACUGAUGGGUUCCAUGAGUAAUGGCCGGAAUGGCUCGGAGGUUGGCAUCCAGAUGCCACCGGCGGGGAGCAAGACAGUGCUGGAGCCAAUGGCACUUUUGGUGACUGCACCUCCAGUACCAAGAUGGCCACGGCUGGGAAUGGUCAUGGUGGCAACCCGAGCUGCAGCCUUGGUGAUGGCGCUGCUCUCAAUGUCGCUGAUGGUUUCCUCCAAGCAGCGGGGCACUCUUACCAUCUUCGGCAUCAAAAUCCCGCUCUAUGCCAAUUGGUCCUUUUCUUAUUCUCUGCAAUUCUUGGUUGGGAUGUCUGCAGCUGCAGCUGCCUACUCGCUGGCACAACUCCUCUUGAUUGCACACAAGUCUGUGAAGAAAGCAUCCAUGGUUCCAUCCCGGCGCCAUGCAUGGCUGCUGUUCGCUGGUGAUCAGGUGUUUUCACUGGCAAUGAUGAGCGCCGGAUCGGCAGCAGCGGCGGUGGCAAAUCUAAACCGCACCGGCAUCCGGCACACGGCCCUCCCCAACUUCUGCAAGCCGCUGCCACGUUUCUGCGACUUCUCGGCGGUCUCCAUCGCGUGCGCCUUUCUCAGCUGCAUCUUCCUCGCGACGUCCGCCGUAAUCGACGUUAUCUGGUUGUCAAGUCUGUGAGAUGAUUGCUGUACCUGUACCUGUAAGAUAGUAAUCGACUGAACCCAAAAUGUUUAGGCCAUUUGAUGCACUAUGUGCUGCUUGGACAGAUUGGAGUCGCCUGGAUGUUGAUGUGCAGCGUCGCGGUCUGAAAGAUUAAGUCAAGUCCCGUUCGAGCACUCCACUGUCCCAAUCAUCACACCACCUACUGCUGCUUCCAAAUUCCAACCACUUUUCCAUGUUUCGGCGUGCUAUUCGCGGCGGCCGUCCCCGGCGACGCAUCGCGUGACACGCACAAGCCCAGUCGCGGAGGAAAGGUGAGAAGACGACAAUGCCGACGCUCCAGAAAGAAAAUGAUAAUAGUCUCGGUCGGCUCACGAGAGGGAGGUGGUAACUGAGCGGUGACUUGACGUUGCCGUGGUGUCCAUCCCGACUCACUCGAG
Molecule: messenger RNA, 2015 nt
Organism: Phragmites australis (common reed)
Lineage: Eukaryota; Viridiplantae; Streptophyta; Magnoliopsida; Poales; Poaceae
Product: CASP-like protein 3A1
Exons: 3
Coding region: 958-1593 (211 amino acids)
Source: RefSeq, a predicted model, not a curated record